Molecule: messenger RNA, 855 nt
Organism: Funneliformis mosseae
Lineage: Eukaryota; Fungi; Glomeromycota; Glomeromycetes; Glomerales; Glomeraceae
Source: the annotation of a GenBank genome assembly
AUGCACAAAUAUUCGACUUCUGCGAUCAUAUAUAUAUCAUUAAAUGUCUUAAGUUUAUUAUUAUCAACAUUUCUUAUCGUAAAAUUAUACGUAUCACCUAAUCACUUUACAAAAUAUACUCAAUUCCAAUUAUUUGUAGCAUCAUGGGGAUAUACGGUUGGGCUUACACCAACAAUAAUAAAUUAUGGGGAUGACUUAAUGAAUAAAGCAUAUGAUACGCAAAUUUGUAUAAUUCAACAGAUGAUAUCUUUAAUAUUUUUGUAUCCUCUAUACAUAUUUCCGGUGAUAUUAGGAUUAUAUAUUUGGCAUGCGGCUGAAAAUAGAAACAUAAAAAUAGAGAAGAAAUAUUUUUGGAUCAUUUCAAGUCUAAUUUGGUGUUUCGCAGUUUGUUUUAAUGUGUUUUCAUUUGCUGACGGGUACGAGAAGGAAAAUUUUGGCCACUUGUAUUCACUUGCUUUGCAAGUGCAAUAUUAUGGAAACGUUGGCGGCAUUACUCGACAAAAAGAAAUCGUUGGACGGAUCAUAUCUCAAUACGUAAUCAAAUCGGAGCAUCCCGAAAUUAACAAGAUAGUCAUUGAAGAUUAUGUUCAACCAUUGAGUGGGAUAAUGUUAUUUCUGAUCUUUGUUAAGAAUGAUUCUCCGGCUGCAUUUCUGCCAUGCCUUUAUUAUGGAGGUCCAGAAAAGUUAACUUUUAAAUCCGAAUCAUAUUUUAAAGAUGAUCGAAUCUUAGAUGUAAGACCGCCAUCGCUUAAUUAUUCGUUUAAUGAAGCACUUGGUAACGUAAAUCAGACACCAAUGGUUGCUAGAUCUACUAAUAAUCAAGAGAUUGAUACAAUUGAAAUUUUGUUAAGUUAG